GCGGCCACGCAGCUCGUUUGAUGUCGAACACCCUGCAGAGGCAGAGAUGGUUUGGUCUGUAGUAGGUGGGGACUCCCGAGCGGUCUGCUGCAGGACGUCGUAGAUCAAUGAACCGGACCGGAGGGUUGGUCCAUCGCCUGUCCUACCCCAUGACUCCGUCCAGCCCCAGCAGCAGCAGCAACAGCAGCAGCACAGGCCUGGAGCAGCUCAGCAAAACUAACCUGUACAUCCGCGGCCUGCCCCCUGCCACUACAGACCUGGACCUGGUCAAACUCUGUCACCAGUAUGGCAAGAUUCAGUCAGCAAAAGCAAUCCUGGACAAGACAACCAACAAAUGUAAAGGUUACGGCUUUGUGGACUUCGACAGCCCGGCGGCUGCUUUAAAGGCUGUACAUGCUCUGAAAACCAGUGGCAUCCAGGCCCAGAUGGCCAAGCAACAGGAGCAGGACCCCACAAAUCUAUACAUUUCCAAUUUGCCUCUUUCUGUGGAUGAGAAAGAGUUGGAGAACAUGCUGCAACCCUUUGGCCAGGUGGUCUCCACGCGGAUCCUGCGAGACUACAGCGGCAACAGCCGCGGCGUGGGCUUCGCCAGGAUGGACACAACAGAGCAGUGUAAUGCAGUCAUCUCCCACUUCAAUGGAAAGUUUAUCAAGAUGGCUUCUGGAGCUCUGGCCCCCCCUCAGCCCUUGCUGUGUAAGUUUGCGGACAGUCAAAGGAAGAAACAUGCUCACAGUGGAUUUGUUCCCAAUGGACAGACAGGGGAUCUCAGACUAGGUGCAAUGACUCUUACCUAUGACCCCUCCUCAGCAGCUAUGCAGAAUGGGUACUAUCCUUCUCCGUAUCCAGUGGCCAACAGGAUAAUGACUGUGCAGCCUGCAAUGUCUCCCUACAUGUCUCCAGUCUCUGCUUACCAGGUACAGAGUCAUUCUUGGGUGGCACAUCAACCAUAUAUCAUGCAACACCCGGCUGCUGUGAUGUCUCCCUCUGUGGAUCCCUCCAUGUCACUGCACCCCACAGCCAUGAUUACUCAGCAGAUGGGUCAGCUGUCACUGGGAAACACUGGAGCAUAUAUUGCUGCCAACCCUGGUGUCCAGGGAGCUUACAUGCCUCAGUAUCCUCCCAUGCAGGCACCACCUGAAAGUGGCACGCCGCAGCAAGUGGAUUCCUCCAACAACUCAUCUCCUUACAGUCAGCUCAGCAAGUAAUCACAGGCUAUUUUACCGCUCUGUGAGCCAGAGGGCAGGUGGGAAGUUGCUGAUGACAUCACAGCGAUAACAGGCACCGCCUUCUUUGAUUGGACCAGACACAUGAACUUUUUUUGCACAGCCCCGACAUUUGUGGUGGAAAAUGAGGACAGUGUAAAUGGACUCAAGCAGUUGGCUAAUCACAGAAAAAAAAAAACAAGAUUUAUUUUGAUAAGAAACAACAUGUUCUUCAUUUUCUCUUUUUUCAUGGAUUCCCAAACCAAGACCAGAGGACCCUCCUGCCCCUCUCCCCUCCUUAGCCCCGCCCCCCACCCCCCAGGAUGAUGGGAUACUAAAAUGCAUGAGAUUGAGAUGUUUUCCCACUCCGAGGUUUCUAUGAUUUUAUAGUUCCUUUAUUUGUGAUAUAUGAAAAACCUUGCAAAACAUUGUUUGCACUGAAGUUUAAGGUUUUAGAAUAGCUUCAUUUUGGUUUUCCAAGUGGCCACAGAAAAGCUUCCAAAAUCAAUUUAUGUUCAACUGCGCUUGACAGCUAAUACAGGUGACCAUUUCAUUAGAAAAUUCAUGAAUUUACUAUUGGAAAAGGUGCCUUCCUUACGUCACAUCAAACAUUCUCCGACAUUUUUCAUUAAACUUGAUCAGGUGUCAUAUUUCUAUCUGAUUGAUCAAAUGUGUGUGUGAAAUCAUGGAGAUUUCCAUCGAGUGUUUGGCUAUCUAGUCUUUCGGUAGCAAUAAAGACAAUGAGAGUCCCAGGGCAAUAUUGAGAAAAAAGAACGGUGGCAAACUCAGAGCAAGGCAAUUCCGUAUUUUCCUCUUUCUUUUUUAAACUUAAAGAUAUGACAUGAAACAAGAGCCGUACUUUUAUGAAAUUACAAGUUUUACACCCAAUGGGCAUCUUUUAGGAGGUUUUUUUUUCUCUUGUGGUCAGUUUGACCAGUGAUCUACCUCAAGGUUCUGCUGGAGUCUGCUGCUGUUGUGGGGUUUGCAGGUAAAGCCCCUUUCCACCAGAGUGGACGUAAGCAGAACAAAAGCCACGCUCAGGAGCUGGCUAAAUAGGAAUUCUACCGUUUGUCUCCCACAUGCAGCAUUUCUCUUCCUGAUUUUCAAAGAAACAUUGUGCUAUGCCUCAUCCUUAUUUGUCAUUGCUUCUGUUCUGGUGUUUAUUUUUCACAACAUGAUGAGUGUUGUUCAAUUGUGAUGCUCCAUUCUACCAUUUUAGAGAUUCAAAGUCAGACAACUACUCGCUUCUCCUUAAAGUAGUUUGUUUACGAUGUUUUUGAAACAAAUGAAUGCAGGCUACAUACGUUCAUUUGGUGCAUUCUUCUGCCUUUGCCAUUCCAGACAGAUGUUAGGUGACUCAACACUUUCCCUUACCUUUUGUCUUUUUCCUUUAAAUACAAGUCACAAUCUUGGGUUACACUGCCACUGUAAAGCUCUCCAGGUGUAACACUAGGAUUUAGCCAAAUUUUGAUAAUUUGGCUAUACGACAGCUUAAUAGUGUUCAUGCCAAAUAAUCUGGACGAGUGGAAAAAGUAACUCAAAUCUUGCCUCCUGCAAAAUAAAUGCAACAAUCAUGUAUGAAGUACUUCAAAAACAGCAGUAUUUCAUUAGAAUUUGAUGGAAGUUGAAAUCAAAUGGCUGACAGCAUGUACUGUAUUUCAAAGGUUGGCUUGUUAAAGAUAAGAUUUGUAAAUUAUAUACAUUCAGGGCCAAAAGUGAAAAAUAAGUUUUAUUGUUUGCUUUGCUUUUUUUCUUUAAAUUUAUGAUUUCCAAUGUAAGAACACUACACUACAAAGAUAACAAGAAAUAUGGUCAAGGCUGUAUGGUCGUGGUGCUCCUCCUCGAUCAGUAGUACUGUAGCAGUAAAUGAUCACAGCAGGGAAAUACAAGCAGUAACCAGGCUUUUUACUGAGUGUACUUUCCCAUUCUGAACAUUGGUUGCUGGAUAAAAUGUAAAAACAAAAAAACAAAAAACAAAAAAAAAAAACUUUAAAAAAAAACAACUGUACGUUAUCCUCAUUGCUUCCCCUGUCACCUUCAGCUGGUUCUCGAACAAUCUUCUCCUUGCUCUCUCCUUGAAAAGAUUGGAAUAAAAUCAGUGCUGAAUA
This is a messenger RNA of Xiphias gladius (swordfish), 3310 nucleotides long. Its product is annotated as RNA-binding motif, single-stranded-interacting protein 1-like. Bases 108 to 1205 code for a protein of 365 amino acids. The transcript has 14 exons. The record is from RefSeq and is a predicted model, not a curated record. Gene Ontology annotation, cellular component: cytosol; ribonucleoprotein complex. Gene Ontology annotation, molecular function: mRNA binding. NCBI's taxonomy places the organism in Eukaryota, Metazoa, Chordata, Actinopteri, Istiophoriformes, Xiphiidae.